CAACGAAGGAGUGUGUGAUGAGACACUUCUGGCGGCAGUCGACCUUCUUUUAGAUGGAAACGUCUUCGACCCCUGGGCCCAUUACGAGAAGCUUUCUCAUAGGCGGCAACACCGCAUGCAUCCAAGGCCAACGACAAUACGGCAUGUGAGUAAUGCCAUACGGCUAAGGGCCUCCUAGACUUGGCAAAGCCCUUGCUGUCCACCUUGAGAUCCCAUAACGCCAGGGGGUGAAAGCCGUAUCGAGCAUAUGUGGGCGAAUACCCAGUGAGAUCAGGGGACUAUGCUGAAAUGGGCCCAUCUUGGGUGUGUGGGAUAGCAGCAACACCCAGGCCAAUCAGUUGGAUGGAAACAUGGGGAGGGCGAAUCACGAAGCUGAUCCGGGAGAGUGAGCCGAACCAAUUUGGUAACGGGACCCGAGCCCUACUGCCUUGGCUCUCAAACAUCAACAGACAGAAAUAGCAUGGCGAGAUUGCAGUUCUUUACAGCAUGGUGUUGGACAUUGGACCCGGUAUUCAGCUGGAAUCAAAUGGAGCUCGUGAAAAUGUCAAGCACAGAACGACGAGGCUCGCUCUCAGGAGAUCCAGUUCCAUGGUAUCCCGGCAUGGCAUGGUAUGGCAGCGCCCAGGCAUGAACUGCUCUCCUGCUGCAGAAAUUCAUGUGAAGCGCGCCGACGGCGAAUCACCCCAUCCCCUCUUGACAACGGGGCCGCUAAUGCAGGAACUGCAUGGUUCCAGGGGCGAAACAUUUAUGCUGGACCUGUCGACUUCCUUGAAGGCUUCUUCACCACCCUUGUCGGCCAAGAAAAGUCCGAGUUCCAGUACCUGGAUUGGUUGCCGCCUUAGAAUCCAUACUGUACGAGAACGGAGUAUGGCGGGGUGUCCAUACUCGUAUAACGGGCUGCAGAAACGUUUGAAAAGCCCGUUGCUCGUCCAAUGCCAGGCGGCAAACUCGCUCCGCCUUGCCGCGGGUUUCAAUCCAGGGCGUCAGCAUACUGAUAUGGACUCGAUUCUCCAUAUUCACCCUCAAUUUCGACGGAGUAUCCCCGGCAUAAGGGCGCACGACAAAAGCGUCCUAGAUAGGGAGCAUGCGCUUCGUAUAUCUGCACAGACAUCCAGCUCCUUGCUUGAGGGUACGAGUACCAGUGCGCAGAGAUGGUGCACGUAUCGUGUGUAUGUAUCUCUACCGUCCCGGUCUAUCCGACUUUGGAUGUCGACAGUUGUAAACGCUUUAGCGAGCCCGAGUCGUGUUGGAUCUAUUGGACUUUCUGUGCCGCGUCUUCCUUCAAUAGCAUGCGGAAAGUCCCACAUGGGACACCGCCGAAACGCUGCGCCACGCAGGAUGGUUGGAUGGGCGGCAUAAAAUCUAAAGAUAUGCAGGUUGCAGAUUGCGUGGCGAUUCCGAUUCUUGUCGCAGGCUUAUCAUAUAAAGGAAAGCCCGUGCUUAACGGUCGAGCUUCGUCUGUCUGGAGAGGGAGAGGACGAGAAAGAGAGACUGGAGAGACUGGCCUCGCGUCAAUCUUGGCGCAUCGAUGCAUCUCAGGCACCAGAAACGCCCCAGUUUCGAAGCGAGAUCAUGAAAGAAAAGACUCGAAGACGAAAACGCCUGAAGAGAGAAUGCACCGCGCCAUCAUGGCAUUCCAGUUGCAUCUGCAUCUGCAGAGUGGUACUGUAUAGUCGUAUUGCUUGAUGCCGACGUUAAUUUCCUUUCGAGGGCAUGUUGUCAACAAAACAAACCAGACCCAACUGAACAGCAACCCGGAGCUCCGACCUCUAUCUACGAGUACGUGUUGGCACUAGCACCAGCACGUCCGACGGUAGAGGCGCCGGAUCAGGGAAGCUUCAGGGC
This is a messenger RNA of Trichoderma harzianum CBS 226.95, 1845 nucleotides long. RefSeq lists its product as hypothetical. The coding region runs from base 487 to 1359 and encodes 290 amino acids. The transcript has a single exon. NCBI's taxonomy places the organism in Eukaryota, Fungi, Ascomycota, Sordariomycetes, Hypocreales, Hypocreaceae. The record is from RefSeq and is a predicted model, not a curated record.